Messenger RNA from Acytostelium subglobosum LB1, 822 nucleotides. RefSeq lists its product as hypothetical. The annotation marks the transcript as partial. Lineage: Eukaryota; Evosea; Eumycetozoa; Acytosteliales; Acytosteliaceae. The transcript has 4 exons. The record is from RefSeq and is a predicted model, not a curated record.
AUGGAUAUAAACUCUAAUAUUGGAAUUACAAUUUAUGUGGAUCACAAGAGAACUACAAACAAGGGUAUCAACAUUCAACUAUAUCUUGCAAAGUUCUUCUUACAACAUGGAGUACACAGGAACUACAUCAUGAUCUAUGACAUUGCCUACAACUAUGACAAACAAGCAGAGAUUAAGAAGCAUUCAAUUCGUAUUCCAAACUAUCCAUACAUCGAAAUCAAUGGAGUAUUGUGGGGUGAAGGUGCAAUGGUAGAGGAGAAGAAGGAGGAGGUUUUGGCAUUGAUUCAGCCAUUGGUUGGAAUUAUUCCAACAGAUGAGAAGUCAGAGAUCAUCGAAGCCUUUGUUAAUAACAAGGUGGUCACAGAGGAGGAGAUCAAGGAGGAGUCCGAAUCACUCCAACUUGGUUACAUCGAUGCAUCGAUCAACGUCACCGAGUGGUUAUUGUUUGGUUUGGUCAAGGGUAUCAUUAAUGUUGCAUGGCAGGCAUCACCAAUGGAAGUGCCAAAGCUCGAGGACUCUGACUACGAGUGCAAGGUAAUCAGAACAAACUGGUACGGAAGACAUCAGAUUAGAACAUACCGUUUCACACCAUCAGAGAUCUAUCGUAUGGAUGAAGGUGUCAUCAAGGAUACCCUUUACUAUGUUGAUAUCAAGGAACUUGUAUGCCAGGAUCAGAAGAAUAUUAUUAUCAAGAAUACAAAGGAGGACCAGUACAUUCAAGGCAAAGAGAAAGAGGUUGCUAAGAUCAUUGAGAUUGUUACCUCCAGAGCAUACUUGACUCCUAAUGGGGAGGGAGUUUGGACCUCAACAUUGGUAUCAUCA